UACUGUUGAGACAUAGAGUAAUCACAUCAUAACAAUGACAUAAUUUAGUGCUAAUUAAUAUCAAGUUAUUCGUCAUUUAAAACAUAAAAUGGAUUAUAGUGAAAAAAAUAAACUCAUUAAUGGAAUUGACCAGAGCCAUUUGGAACAAGUGGAAAAUGGGACGGUAAUGCCUUUGCAGAAAAAGGGUCGAUUUUGCAGGAACAGUCAUAAAAGAAAAUCCGGCCGAAGAAAAUUUGAUCGCGUCGUGCUCAAAACCGGCCAGUUUAACUUCGAGAAGUGGAAGAAGUCCAAAUACCGCGUGUUCCCCGAUAUAGUUCAGGCUUUCAUCAAUGCACAGUGGAGGUGGACCCUGUUUUACUGCAUCCUCACGUACCUCAUCAUUUGGCUAACAUUCACAGGUGUUUGGUGGGUCAUCCUCGACUUGCAUGGAGACCUUGAACCUGAACAUAUGCCACAUGUCAGCAACUCCUCCGAAUGGUCACCUUGUGUCAGGGAAAUCUACGGUUUCACAUCUUUAUUUCUGUUCAGCAUUGAAAUCCAUACAACAAUCGGCUACGGAACCAGAGCCAUCACACUCGAGUGCCCGUCAGCAAUGUUUACAAUGUGCAUCGAAAGCAUAAUUGGAACUAUCACACAAUCUUUCAUAGUCGGAGUUGUAUUUGCAAAAUUAACGCGGCCAAAGAAUCGAGCACAGACGCUUUUAUUCUCAAAGAACGCCAUCAUCAAUCAGAGAGAUCGUAAUUUGCGUUUGAUAUUCCGAGUUGGAAACACUAGGAAGUCAAGAAUCAUAGCUGGCAGUGUUCAAGCGUAUUUGAUCAGGCGUAGUGCCACCGACGUGUUGGAUGACCAAAUUAAAUUAGAUUUAUCCAUGGAUUCAAGUGAGAACAUUUCUUUUAUGUUUCCAGUAUCUGCAGUCCACACAAUAGACAAAAAUAGCCCAUUUUAUUUAAUGUCUGCUUCUGAUUUAUUGAAGGCAGAUAUGGAAAUUCUUGUAGUCUUCGAAGGUACAAUUGAAUCAACUGGGCAACCAGUCCAGGUGAAGUCAAGUUACACAACCCAAGAAAUUCUUUGGGGUCAUCGUUUUAUCGAUAUGGUUGAAUAUCGAAAAGAUAAACAAGGUUUCGUGAUAGAUUAUGCCAAAUUCGACGAAACUUAUUCAAUCAAUACACCGCUUUGUUCAGCGGAACGCCUUCACGAUUUUUAUAGACAUAAUUUGAGAAAAUUAAAUUACAUUAUUCCUUGA
This is a messenger RNA of Helicoverpa zea (corn earworm), 1243 nucleotides long. Its product is annotated as ATP-sensitive inward rectifier potassium channel 12-like. The coding region runs from base 89 to 1243 and encodes 384 amino acids. The record is from RefSeq and is a predicted model, not a curated record. The transcript has 2 exons. Gene Ontology annotation, cellular component: plasma membrane. Gene Ontology annotation, biological process: regulation of monoatomic ion transmembrane transport; potassium ion import across plasma membrane. Gene Ontology annotation, molecular function: inward rectifier potassium channel activity. NCBI's taxonomy places the organism in Eukaryota, Metazoa, Arthropoda, Insecta, Lepidoptera, Noctuidae.